AAUCGCUAUCCUCCUCCUUCAGUAUCAGUACUAGUUGUGGAGUUAAUUAAGAGUCCUUUUGCUUUUGGUUAACAAAAUCUCAAUCAUUUGGCGCAGCCAAAGCCAAAUGCCAAAUGCCAAAUACCAAAUACCAAAAGCCUGAGACUGAGAGAGAAUGCCUAAGCCAUUUCAAUAAGAAAUUAAGACAAUGAUUCUAAUUACUACUAGUGAUCUCAACAAAAAAAUGUCAAGCGAACUCUGGCUUAUUACAACCGAGCCAUCGUUAACUAAGAUUCACAGACAGAAUUUAAUAAGACCUUGAAAAAAUAAAAAAUAAAAAAAGAACAUUUUAAUUUUGUCUGUCAUGUCUCUUUUUUCUCUUUGUCCACCGUUUCAUCUGCUGCUUUCCAUAUUCCAUUCGAAGAUCUCCUCUCCUAUCUCUCUCCGGAGUUUUACUUGAAAGAUUGUAUAUGUCUCGUUCUAUCCAUUAGUUUGGUGGAUUGGAUUUGGCAUAGUUCCUAUAACCAAAAGCAGUGGGGAUAAUUUCUCUAUACUGUUAAAUUGAGAAGAAUAGAUUGAUGGAUUCCAGAUAUCAAAACAAGAAUACGUUAUGGAAGCCAAUUUUGUUUUCAAAUGUGAGUUCUUGUUUUCUUCUAAGAGAACGAAAGAAGUCACCUUGAAAAGACAUGGAGAAUGUAUUGGAUGCUUUCAUUUGAAGUCAUUUCCUUGUAUGUCAAUCUAAGCUUAGAAACUUCCAAAUACUUAAGCCCUUUACCAAAUCAUUGCAUAUUUGACCUGCCAAUCUGAUAGCUUGAUGAAGGUUGGGUUACCGUCUACCAUCAUGAAUCGCCAUAAUGUCAUAUCUAUAACACAAAGUGAGGCUGUAAAAGGAGCCACACAGCCAUACUGUUCUGCUCUAUCACCAGUACAUGACUUUUUGAAUGUUCAAUCAGAAAGCCAGAGGUUAUUUUCCAGUGAAUGUUCAUCUGCACAUCCAUCACCUUUCAUACGAGCAGAGUCUCUUAGUUCUCCUACUCAUAUGCAAGAAUCUUCCAUACAACCUCAAAAGUACUCUUUCAGAUCUGAUUCAAACAGUUCUAUGUUUCCUGGUUCUAAUGUUCAGCAUCCUAAGAGUGAAUUUUCACGUUCUUCUGUCUUCUGUACCAGUUUAUAUCAGUCAUCUUCUACUAGCUCAGAGACAAGUCGACAGCUUGGCAAUCUGCCAUUUCUGCCACAUCCUUCAACAUGCAACCAGCCAAUUUCUGCAGCUGUUUCUACAAAAUCUACACUGCUUUACAGUGGUGAUUUAAGCGAUCAAUAUGAUGAGGAGCAAUCAGAGGCUCUCAUGAAAGACUUUCUCAACUUGUCAGCAGAUUCUUCUAAUGGUAGCUUUCAUCAUGGUUUUGGUUGUUCUAGUGACAGUCUAGCACUCACAGGGCAAUUGGAGCUACAUUUUUUGUCUGAUGAGCUUGACAUAGCUAUCACUGAUCAUGGAGAAAAUCCCGGACUUGAUGAGAUAUAUGAAACACCUCAACCUUCUUCAAAACCCGCCUUAGGAUUGACAUGCAAUCAGAGUAGUCGAGCAACGACACCAUCUGUUGAUGAACUUUCAAACCACCUGUCUUCUGGUACUGCAACUGCUCAUAAACCAAGAAUGCGAUGGACUCCUGAGCUCCAUGAGCGUUUUGUAGAGGCUGUUAAUAAGCUUGAUGGGGCUGAAAAGGCGACUCCAAAGGGCGUACUAAAGCUUAUGAAUGUUGGAGGUUUGACCAUUUAUCAUGUGAAAAGCCACUUACAGAAAUACCGACUUGCAAAGUAUAUGCCAGAGAAAAAAGAAGAAAAGAAGGCUUCCAGCUCUGAAGAGAAGAAAAUAGCUUCAAGUGGCAGUGAAAGUGAUGGACGAAAGAAGGGGAGCGUUCAAAUCACUGAGGCUCUGCGCAUGCAAAUGGAAGUCCAGAAACAACUACAUGAGCAGCUUGAGGUUCAAAGAGCACUUCAAUUGCGAAUUGAAGAGCAUGCAAGAUACUUGCAAAAGAUUUUGGAGGAACAACAGAAAGCUGGCGGUGCCUUGAUAUCUACACAAGCUUUAUCAUCAUUGUCAGAUUCAGAACACCAGCCUUCUCCAUUAGCUGAGUCAGCUAAGUCCGACUCAUCAUCACCUAAGCGGCUGAAGCAGAAAGCUACUGAGAGUAAUGAACUAGAAUGCACCAAAAGGCUCCGUCUUGAAGAGAAGCCUGAAUCAGCAAGAGAUGACAUUGCAGCUGUUGAAAAUCCUGAGCAAUAACAGUUGUUCUACUACUUCGUCUACCCUCUCUCUCUCUCUCUUGUCCUUAUUAUGUCUACCAUUUUAUUACAGCUUGAUCAGGUGUUGUAAAUCUAAUUAGUCCAUUGUAAAUUUAAUUAGUAAAUUAAUUGAGAUUUGCUUUGGCUUUCUAGUA
This is a messenger RNA of Ziziphus jujuba (common jujube), 2417 nucleotides long. RefSeq names its product myb family transcription factor PHL6. NCBI's taxonomy places the organism in Eukaryota, Viridiplantae, Streptophyta, Magnoliopsida, Rosales, Rhamnaceae. The record is from RefSeq and is a predicted model, not a curated record. The transcript has 8 exons. The coding region runs from base 794 to 2263 and encodes 489 amino acids. Gene Ontology annotation, molecular function: DNA binding; DNA-binding transcription factor activity.